AUGGCCUCCCUAAAGGGGGGCUCCGAAGAUGAGGAGCAGGGCCUGCUGUCGCAGACGCCGCCGCCGCCCAAGCCCGGCGGCGCGCGCAUACUGGGCCUGCCGGCCGUGCUGGUUGCCGGCCUGGCCUACUGCGCCGCCAGCGGAAGCAUGGUCAUCCUAAACAAGCACGCCCUCAACCCCAAGAGCUUCGGCUUCACGGCGCCCAACGCGCUGCUCGCGUUCCAGUGCGCCCUCGCCGCCGCGCUGGUCAAGGCCUGCCACCUGGCGGGCCUGGUCAAGCUGCAGCCGCUGAAGCGCGACCUGGUGCUGAUCUGGUUCCCGGUCAACCUGCUGUUCGUGGCGAUGAUAGGCAGCAGCUUCUACGCCCUGCAGCACGUCGGCGUCGCGAUGGUCACGGUCUGGAAGAACGUCAGCAACUUCGUCACCGCGGUGUGCGACGUGGUCAUCUACAAAAAGUCCUACAGCCCGCAGGUCUGGGCGACGCUCGGGCUGAUGCUCGUCUCGGCGAUGGUCGGCGCCGCGACCGACCUGUCGUUCACGUGGCGCGGCUACAUCUGGCAGAUCGCAAACUGCGGGUUCACCUCCGCAUACGCGCUGUACCUGCGGUCGGUGAUGGACAAGGUCGCGGAGCGCACGACCAACAAGCAGAAGAUGGACGAGUUCAGCAUGGUGUACUACAACAACCUGCUGUCGGUGCCGCCGAUCCUGGUGCUGAUGGUGCUGUUCGGGGAGCACGACGGCCUGCUGCAGCAGCCGGCGCUGCAGAAUCCCAUGUUCCUGGCGGUGGCGCUGCUGGGCGGCCUGAUUGGGUUUGGGAUCAGCUUCAGCGCGCUGUGGUUCCUGAGCCAGACGACGGCCACGAUCUACAGCCUCGUGGGGGCGCUCAACAAGGUGGGCCCGGGGGGAGGGGGGCAAGGGGGCGGCAGCGGGGAAGGGGGGGAGAGGGGGGGACGCCAGAGGGGUGGGCGGCGGGGCUCUGAGCGGAUCUGA
Molecule: messenger RNA, 990 nt
Organism: Monoraphidium neglectum
Lineage: Eukaryota; Viridiplantae; Chlorophyta; Chlorophyceae; Sphaeropleales; Selenastraceae
Product: GDP-mannose transporter
Exons: 2
Coding region: 1-990 (329 amino acids)
Cellular component (GO): Golgi apparatus
Molecular function (GO): GDP-mannose transmembrane transporter activity; antiporter activity
Source: RefSeq, a predicted model, not a curated record